This is a messenger RNA of Closterium sp. NIES-65, 1692 nucleotides long. NCBI's taxonomy places the organism in Eukaryota, Viridiplantae, Streptophyta, Zygnematophyceae, Desmidiales, Closteriaceae. The record is from the annotation of a GenBank genome assembly.
AUGACGGAUUGCUCCCUCUCCCGCCCCCACGCCUUCUCCCUCCUUGCCCACGUGCACCACGCCUUCUCUCUCCUUGCCCACGUGCGCCACGCCUUCUCUCUCCUUGCCCACGUGCGCCACGCCUUCUCUCUCCUUGCCCAUGUGCGCCACGCCUUCUCUCUCCUUGCCCACGUGCGCCACACCUUCCUCUCCUGCCUGCUGCCUGCUGCUUGCUGCCUCCUGCCUCUUGACUCCUGCCUCCAUUCCACCCUCCUCUGUGCUCCCUUUGCUCCCCCCCUUUCCCCUCCUCCCUUCUCUCCCCCCAACCAACUCCCUCAGGGCUACGGGCGCACCAAUCUGCUCUUUUCCCCCGCUUCGGACGGCCUGGUCCCCUUCGCCAUGACUGAUUGCUCCCUCGCCCGCCCCCACGCCUUCUCCCUCCUUGCCCACGUGCGCCAAGCCUUCCUCUCCUGCUUGCUACCCCACCCCUCUCUGGACCUCCCUCUGCCCGCCUUUGAUUGGCUGCCGAGCCUGGAGUACGACCAAGGUUCGGCACAGGCCCGGGUACAAGAGCAGCCGCCGGGCCAAGACCAGAGCUCAGGAUUGGAACGAGAGGGCACCCACGAGCCGCUGCAAGGCGAGGGACGAAUCUCCGGAUUGGAUGGAGCGUCUGCUUCGGAUGCUGCUCAAGAAGGCUCGGCCGAGGCAAGUUCAGGGUCGACUCAAAACUCGGCUCAAGAAGGCUCGGCUGAGGUACAAGAGGUGAUGCAGGAACGAGAUGAGAUUUCCACUUUUGAGAUGUCUCAAAAGUCUUCUGAAGCAGCUCAAGAAGGCUUGGCUGAGACACAAGCGGUGCUGCAGGAUGAAGGGCGAACCUCUGGGGUGGAUGAAGACGCGUCUGGCUCGGAUGCUGCUCAAGAAGGCUCGGCCGAGGCACAAGAGGUGAUGCAGGACCGAGCUGAGGUUUCCACUGCAGGAGCGCCAGGCACCGGUGUGGAUGUUACCAGUGCAGCAGUUACCAGUGCAGCAGUUACCAGUGCAGCAGUUGCGAGUGAAACAGUUAGCACUGUAGCCAUUGCCAGUGCAUCUGCCAUGAGUGUAGAUGUUACAGAUGCAGCAGCGGUUACCAGCGUAGCUGCUACGGGUGUAGGUGUUGCAGAUACAGCAGUUAGUGCAGCUGCUACGGCCGAACCAAUCACAGAGGAGCAGCAAGAGAGCCGAAAAGUUAGUGACAGUCAGCAGGCAAGGGAACAGGCUGUGGAACCCAUUGUUGCAUCUCAGCCGUUCCUCAGGCCCAUCCAACGGUCGAGAUCAUCCUGCCACUCCGCCGCCCUAUACCAGGAGCUACUGGGGCCGCAUUUAGAGUACCUAGUGUGGGUUGUUCGGGGCAAGCUCCUGCCUAAACCGCGUAUGGACCUCUAUCCAGACGCGCCGCACGCGUACCUUCUAACGAAGCGGCUUGUAACGAAUCCUGCGCUGGCAGACACGCAGGCAGGCGAGGAGACAGCAGGAGGGAGCGGGGAUUCGGAUAGGGAUGCGGAUGGGUCGGGGGCAGCAGUGGGUAUGAGUAUAAGUACCGGAAAGAAGGCGCUAAGUGCGAGAGAGAGUCUUAUGAGUGAAGUUUCUGACGCGCUAAGGGAUGUGGAGGAUGGGGAUUUGGGGGAAGCACUGGUCUCGGGCGUUUUCCCGAGCGGCAGGGGAUGUGUUUUCUAA